This is a messenger RNA of Caenorhabditis sp. 36 PRJEB53466, 726 nucleotides long. The record is from the annotation of a GenBank genome assembly. NCBI's taxonomy places the organism in Eukaryota, Metazoa, Nematoda, Chromadorea, Rhabditida, Rhabditidae.
AUGCUACGCGAGGAUACGGUAAUCCAGCUGGCCGACGGGCGGUUCGAACAGAAAAUUCAAGUGGAUCGACGCAAGUUGGAGUCAAUGAUAACAGGUUUGAGAGAAUGGAUGACCGAACUUUCGAGAAGCGGAAAGUUAGGCCAUAGGUUCGAGCUGAAGGGUUACUGUACCAGUGGCCUAACUUUUUCAAGGCCUUGGAUUGGGAAUUCAAGUGAUGACCUAACUUUUUCAAGUAGGAAAGUUAGGCCGUCAGGAGAGCGAAGUCCUUGGAAGUGGAAUUCAAGUUAUGGUCUAACAUUUUCCGGAAAAGUUAGGCCAUACGUUUUCCCAGUUGUGUUUCCUAGGCAAUACUCUUCAAAAAGUUAGGCCACAAUCUUGAAUUUCUGCAAAUUCAACUUUUCAAAUCCAAUUUUUCAGUGAAAAACAGAAAAAACAGGGUCAUAUUUAGCUUUCUCUCUCUCUCUCUCUAUCAGAAAUCAUGAGAUCCUGGAAAAUAGUGAUCCGACAAAUACAAUUUGCAGGCCGAGUCGACAGCCACUCUCACCAACUUCCAACCGCCGAAUCGUUCUUCGCAAACGUGAUGGCCUACUCGAACGCAGAGGUCAUUUGGCCGUCACAACUCAAAAUCGGAGCCAAAACGAAAAAGGAUCCGUACGUGAAGGUGAUCGGAACGAUCGAACAAAUCGGGGCGGCGCGCAACCUCAUUCUCAACAGUCUGCAGAUUAA